Messenger RNA from Coturnix japonica (Japanese quail), 4054 nucleotides. RefSeq names its product RAB19, member RAS oncogene family (gene RAB19). The record is from RefSeq and is a predicted model, not a curated record. Gene Ontology annotation, molecular function: GTP binding; GTPase activity. NCBI's taxonomy places the organism in Eukaryota, Metazoa, Chordata, Aves, Galliformes, Phasianidae.
GCGGAGGGAGAGGAGAAGGAAGGGCUGGGACUACGUUUCCCGUCGACCCGGUGCGGCGGGGCGGGGUACAAAGCGGCGCUACCUGGGCGGCAGGUGAGCCGUGCAGGACCGGGCUGCGGGAUGCCGUUCUCCAGCUCCAGCGCGGACGACGCGUUCGAUUACCUCUUUAAGAUCAUCCUGAUCGGGGACUCCAACGUGGGGAAGACGUGCGUGGUGCACCGCUUCAAGACGGGGCAGUUCUACGAGAAGCAGCAGAACACCAUCGGGGUGGACUUCACCGUGCGCUCCGUGGAUAUCGACGGCAAGAAGGUCAAGAUCCAAGUGUGGGACACGGCUGGUCAGGAGCGCUUCCGGACAAUAACCCAGUCCUAUUACAGGAGCGCCCAUGGAGCCAUCCUUGCCUACGACCUCACUAGGAGGUCCACGUUUGAGUCUAUUCCUCACUGGAUUCAUGAGGUUGAAAAGUAUGGUGCUGCAAACUUGGUCAUGAUGUUAAUUGGGAACAAGUCAGACAUGGUGGAUAAGCGACAAGUCCUGUUUGAAGAUGCCUGCACUCUGGCUGAGAAGUAUGGGCUUCUCGCUGUACUGGAGACAUCAGCCAAAGAAGCUCAGAACAUUGAAGAGGUGUUUGUGUUGAUGGCUAAGGAGCUGAUAGCCCGAAAUACCUUGCAGCUUCAUGGAGAGAGUCCUCCAAACAGCGUCUACCUUGAUUCCAGGCCGGUGAUUGCCAGUCCAAGUGCAGAGAAGACGCAGUGCCUUUGUUGAAUGCUCUCUGUGGGAACAAGAAAGUUGGAAGUCCUCAUUUUUCUGAGGCUAUGUUUGAUCUCAGUUUAAUUCAGAUGAUGGAAGUUUGCUACGUGGCCUCGAGCCAUCUCUCGUAUUUCCACCUUGCAGUUUGGUGUGUAAGUAUCUUCAGCGAUCACUGUUGCUGUUGGCAGCACAGGUUGCUUGGAACAUGGCAACUGAUACCUUAACGGGAACUUGUAAGCUGAGAGAGCUCAGGAAGCUGCCAGCCUUUGCCUUAACCAAAGAGAACUGUAAAGGGAAAAAAAGCGAUUGCCUUUAACUAUAUGUUUGAGACGUUUUCCUGGCUAUGUCAGGAGAUAAAUUUGCACUAGGAGCUGCAUUGAUUUGAUUCUUCUGAGAUGUGUCGUCUGUUGUAGUGCAAGCUUUCCAGCCAGCAGCUUUAAAAUGCCUGUUGUACUUGGACAGCACUAACCCACUGCUGCCUUAGCUUUCAUGUAGGGGAGGGCCUGAUGUCAGGCACGGAGCCACCCAUGCCGAGCUAUUGAAGACCAGCAUUUGUAAGAGGGUGCAAUUUCACAGCUGUAUUGCUUUCCUCGCUAGACAAAGCUGGAGUCAUCCUCAGUCCUUCAAAGCAGGCAGGAUAUGGUACGUUAGGGUCCCAACCCUCUCCUGGGAGUCAGAACCACUGUCUUUCAUUUUGUUCUUGAAUUAUAGGAGCUGUAACUAGUAGUGAGCUGUCUCGUUACACAGAGUUAUUAGGAGCACUGAAGCUUCCAAGGCCACAGUAGCCUCUAUUAAUGCUGGGGUGAAAGGGCUACUUUGUUUUCUUAAGCCUGUCUUGCUUCUGAUAUACUGAUCUUUAUCAAAAGCCGACUGAUAGCUUGUUUGAAAGUGCAAUGGUGGAGUGUGCCCGUAGAUUUCUUUUCAAAGGCUUGAAAAAGAAGGGAUUCAAGUCUGUGUAAAAUAGCAACAAGGAAUAUGGAUUAGCAAUGCAAGCUCACCUUAGAGCAGUUAAGGGAUGGGUGCUGAGCAUACAAGUAUGGACACUGUUGCCUGGGAGACUUAAUCAAAUAUCUUGGUAAGCAGUGGAAAGAUUUUUGUCUUGUCCCUACUAAGUGCAAGCAGUGCUACUGGAAGACUCAAUUCUAUGCACAGGAACUGAGAGCAGGUGGAGGGUUUUGUUAAUGUUUUCAGUAGAUAUAAACAGUGGAGGAAAAGAGGGGGAAGGGAGGAGGGGAAAGCAAUAAUAUACAGGAGAAGCCUUCAGAUGUACACAGUCCACGUGUACUGAAGUGUGUCACUUAAGCUGUUAAUGUUUAAGCUAUCAACUUGAAAUCACACUCUAACGAUAAAAUACAGUCUUGGUUAUAUGGAAAGAAGCCCUGGGAAGGUUGGCGAGCUGCCACUUGACAAGAUGGCGCUUUACCUGUGAUGUUUCACAAGUUCCUGAAAAGCAGGGGAGAAGAUGUAGCAAAUCCUUCUGGAAAAACUUGUCUGAAAAGCACAAAAAAAUAGAGUAAAAUUGCUGAUUUAGCCUUGAACAUCUAUUUAUUAUUAUUGAUUGCUCUGGCCAGGCUCUUUCCUACUGCACACUAAGAACAGUGGUUAAUUCAGCCACCCAUAAACAUAGCAGAAAGCUGCCCAGCUCAGGCUUGCACUUGAGCUGUUGUGUUUUGUUCUGCUCUGUUCCCUUUCAUUUGAUGGGUGUAAUGAUCUCCCUAUCUUUCCCUACCCCCCCUCAAGAAUCUGGUCUUAAAUACUUUCCCUGCCAUUCACCUUUGUGCAACUCAAACAGGAGUCCGUGCUUUCCUUUGGUUGCUUCUGCCUGCUGCCUUUCAGAACCCUCUAAGCAGUUAUAGUGAAUGGCUCCCACAGGGUCACUCUUCAUUCACAGGAAGAGCUUAGAGUGAGCUGCAGCAGUUGCUGAGAUUUUCAGGGUGCAGAUUAAUAGACUUAUUCAUAAGGUAGGAGCCGAUAUGAAGAAAACUACCAGCUCUGUUAACAAGCUUUAUCCUGUUGUUCUGGAGUGCACAAUAGCAACCAUCAGACGUGUCACUUUUGCCAGUGCCUUUAUCACAGCUAAUGGAAGCCAGCAGCUGCUGCCCAUGGAAGUUAACCAAGAAACAUAUCCACACCCAUGUCACGUGAAGCAGGCGGCACCUCCCCACGUGGUAGGGCAAAGAACUGAAAGGAUUCUGAAAUGGAGUGUGCACUGAAACCUCUUAAAAGCUGACUGGCUUAAAAGUAAGCAUGAUCACAACCCAAUGAUGUGGAAGGCGCAGGGCACUACUUAUGUGGUCACACUUCUCUAUGUACAUAAGGAACAGGCUCUUUGUAGCAAAAGCUGAGGUUCUUACCUAGUCAGUACAGAAUAGUUGAAAAGGAAACCAAGAAGGCACAUCCCAGGCCCAUGUGUGGUACAGAGCUCUGUCCUGGAGCCUCCUUUCAGGAAGCAGAUGUAUGCCAGUGCUCUGGGACAGAACCAAAGCUACCUUUUUCCCCAGCAGGCAAGUGUUCUAACCACAGCUACUCCUCCCCAGCUCUCAUUUAUGGAGUAGGGCUGCUAAUGAAGCUGAGGCAAAAAUUUAACAUACUCACAACUUGGAUUGCCUUGAUAACAGCUGUAUCCCUAAAUGUUACUGCUUAUCAGUUAUCACUGCCAAAUCUGGCUGGAUUUGCUCACCGGACACAAGGCUUACCUCAAUUGCAUGUGUACACAGAGUUAAAUACUGCCUCCAAUUCUACAGCUGAUUUAAGUUGCCUUUGUAGCUCCUCUGUUGGCAUUUUACAGCACAGUCCCAUAUUCUAUCUCAAUCCCAAGAUCUGUGUGGAUUACCUCCCUUUAAGCUGCUGCAGCAUGAAUAAUGCCAUAUAGACAAGUCCCACUCCAAACAGGAGAUGCUCUGUACCUCAAGCCACGCUCCAAACAGAAAUUCAUGUUGUGCCUCCCAUAACAGGAAAGAGUUACUAUGCAUUUCCUUAAAUGAACCAGGCCUCCCAGCAGCAAGAUUACAGAACGCGUUGUUGCUAUCAGGAAAGAGCAGCACUUAAAAGGAUUGUAAAGAAGCAGAGGCCCAGAUGAACUGAAGCAGCAGUUAAGCUGUUCAGAAGCACCCUUUGCUUUUACAAUUGCAAUCAGACCAAGGAGAACAUCCCAGCACUGCUAUGAAUACUCUACUCUUAUUCUCCUCCCAAUCUCUUCAGUUUCUCUAUCUUUGGAACUUAACUUACUUACCAUGUACUACGUUUUCUUUUUCAGUUUUGCUCUCCCUGUUUGCACAUUAAAAAUUGAUCUUUGUUGUCAUGA